UCCAAAGAUUAAGUUAUAAUCUUAUAAUAAAACAUCAAUUUUGAACAACAGUUAAAAAAUUAAACAAAAAAAUAAGUAUUAAAUAAUUUUUUUUUUUGUAAAAUAAAACGUGCAAUGCACAGUUUAGACUUAGAUACAACAAACUAGUUGCUUUAAUAAUGCAAGGCUCCUCCACCACCUACUCACAAGAAACCGGGGGCGGUGGGCCCACUGCACAUGCGAGCUGGCUAUUGGGCCAGCCAGCCCAUUUCAAGAAAACCCACUAAAAGGCCACCGCAUUCGUACCGCUAUACGACGGAAGGGGUUGGGGAAUCACAGGAUCAUCGCCGGCACGUGCGGUGUCUCGGGGGUCAAACAUCUUCACAAUUUUCAAAUAUUGAAAUUUCAACGUGGCCGUCUCCCAUUGGCUGGCUGACGUGUGCGUUGCAGUUCAUUGGUGGAAGCGCGUAGGCCGUUGCGUGAGAGGUCCGCACUCCACUUUGCAUAAAUCCGCGUUCUGGGACGGUUCUACCCUUUAGAUUCGAACAUAUUUACAGCUAUGCACGGCUGCGAUUCAACGGAAAAUUCUAAAGUAUUAAUCAUGGUCACAGAAAGAAUGGUGCACUGCGCUGCGACAUCAUACGGACCGACAUGGGCCCCCCCCCACCAUAUGAUGUACUAGGAGACACAAAUGUGGGCCAUCGUUUUCGAUACAUCAAUCAGACGGCGGGCGUUGAGUAAAAAGCUUGAUUAUCCGUUGCGGUCAUGAGAAUUAAUGAUGGAAGAUUGAGGGAAUCAACGUAGGCGUGAGAUCAGGGAAUAAAUGCCCAGUAAGGGAUUUGAAAAAUGGAAAAGAAAAUGAAAUGAGCAAAAAAUCGACAUCCCCUCGUUCCCACUCAAAAACCCUCGGCGUUGAGAUAUAAUAUAACCGAAAGAGAGAGGAAAUUUUCUCUCUCUCUCUCUCUAUAAGAAAACCCUUGAGGGUUUCAUCUUCUUUUUCUCUCACUAGAAAUAGAAAUGGAGGGUCUGGAGACGGCGGCUUGCUUCGUGGAUGACCUCCUGAACUUCUCGUCCGACAUAGGCGAUGACGACGACGAUGACGACAAAACCAAAGCGAGUCUACCUUCUUCUACUUCUAUCCUGACCAAGCUGGACCUCGAUGAUAGCAACCGUUCGUUCCCUGAAGUUGCAGAAGAAGAACUGGAAUGGCUAUCGAACAAAGAUGCCUUCCCUGAGGUAGAGACAUUCGUUGACAUUCUCCCGACCAACGCCGGCAGCUUCCCGAAGCAACGGAGCCCGGUGUCGGUGCUUGAAACGAGCAACAGUAACAGUACCGGCAGCGGUAACAUCGGCGUUGGAGCCGGCUUAGGAACCGUUUUGAGCUGCUGCGGUAGCAUCCAUGUUCCGGUCCGCGCGAGGAGCAAGCGCCGUCGGCGCCGGCGCCGGGGCUUCCCUGACUUGAUCACCCAUCAGCGGUGGUCGUACUGCGAAGCGAAGAUCAAAACCCCCAAAACCACCCCCAAAGCCACUGGGAGAAAGUGUCUGCAUUGCCAAGCUGAGAAGACCCCUCAGUGGCGGGCGGGUCCGCUCGGCCCGAAAACGCUUUGUAACGCGUGCGGUGUGAGGUACAAGUCCGGCCGGCUCCUCCCAGAGUACCGGCCGGCGAGCAGUCCGACCUUCUCGAGCUCACUGCAUUCAAACUCUCACAGGAAGGUAAUAGAGAUGAGAAAGCUGAAGCAGAGUGAGGUGGUGGCGACGAAGCCUCUGGAUAUGGGGUAGUUCUCUUUUUUAUUUUUUCCGGUUUUUAUUUUUAUUUUUAUUUUUAUAUUUUUUUUUCCAGUCCUUUUUAGUAAUAGGUAGAGAUUAGGAUAUGUUGUAAUGGGUUAGAAUUUAGAAGGAUAGUGAAGUGAACUUUCAUUGUUUAUGUUUCAUCAAUCCAUUAGGGGAAUUUUUGACAGUAGUAUGUUUGGUAUUUGUUUUAGAUGAGGGGAAAGAGAAAGUAUUAUUGGUUUUCCAUGAA
Molecule: messenger RNA, 1999 nt
Organism: Malania oleifera
Lineage: Eukaryota; Viridiplantae; Streptophyta; Magnoliopsida; Santalales; Ximeniaceae
Product: GATA transcription factor 1
Exons: 2
Coding region: 997-1758 (253 amino acids)
Biological process (GO): regulation of DNA-templated transcription
Molecular function (GO): zinc ion binding; sequence-specific DNA binding
Source: RefSeq, a predicted model, not a curated record